ACCGCCACGGGCAAAUAGCAUCAUGUUGUGCUUGCAAAACCCUCUGCUCCCCCAUCUCCUCUCAUUUUCCUGCCUUACUUUCCAUGUUCGUUCAUGUGGUUGCAGAACAGGCAGGACAGCAAGAACCUGCAGCCCCUCAUCCCCCCCAGUUCUCCCAUUUCUCUACAUGUGAGCUGCUGGGCACAUGGUGCUGGGCAUGGAUGGAGCCAUAGACUUCCCCAGGGGAGCUUCCAGUGGGGCAGAAGCCAAGAAGGAGCCAUGAGGAAAUAAGGCCCCACUGAAACCUCUGAGUCAAUUUAAUGAGCCGGAAGAGCUUGGUCUCUCAUCUUCUCCACACCCUUUGCAUUGAGGUGCCGGUGUGUGAGGCGAGGACAUCAAAGUGGAUGAUGGCGGCUCUCCUCUUUUUGCUGCAAUUCCUCUUCUUUGGGACUUUAAUCGUCCCUGCAUAUUUGCAGAUGCAGGAAUGCAAUCCGAUGCAGAGUGCAAUCGCAGGCAAUUUCUCUGUAACCGUGAUACCCCAGGACUACAGACCAAACACGACCUACGAAGUUACAAUAGUUGACAGCAAUAACACCACCAGCAAUGUGACCAACUAUUUACUGCAGGCCAUAUCCCCCCAAAAUGCCUCAGUUGGAGAAUGGAACGUGACAAACAAGCAAAACUGCAGUGCUCAUCUCACAGCGGUGCUACCAAAAACUCAGAAAACAGCAAACUGGACAUCCCCAACCAGUAACUUUUCUUCUGUGGACAUAAGGGCAUACAUUGUCUUUGAAAACAGUUCCACCGUGUUCAAGACUGUGACUCUGAACCAAGAGGCAAAGCCAACGGGCAGCACCAACUCCGUCUCCGCAGUUCAGAGCAGCUCCUUCUUCGUAGCCGCCAUCCAGCUGCUGAUGCUCCUCGCCACAAGCAAACUGCUCUCCUAGGCGUCGGGGAGAGAAGACGACCCAGCUGUGCUGCACCUUCCCUCCUUGCCCACGGCACGCGUGGCAGGGCAGGCAGCUGAUCUACUCAGGAAAAAUAUUAACUUCUUGUGUGUAUUCGGAUGAUAACUGCACUUCUGCAUUAAAUGAUAAGGGUCUAUGACUACAGAGCUCCCCUUAAUCCCCUCACCCAGGAGCAGCACUCUCAGCAAGGUGAAAUGUUUGUGGCAACUCCGUUUAGGACAGCUGAAAAGCACAGCCAAGGUCAUUUAGGAGCAGACCCUGUCCAACCAAGGCUCACUGGGUGAGUUCAUCCCUUCCUCGUCCCCUGGGGUUCUGUGAAGCACAAAAAACCAUGAAAGCACUCUCAAAAGGGAAAAGGCCCUCUUCUCAUCGUGGCAUUGGGGUCUGCUGAGAAGCUCAAGGAGAGGUCUGCCGCCAGCUUAAAGCCUCCAGCGCAAGCACAGAGAAGACAAAGGCACCCACCGAGCCUCCCCCUGGGGAGGGGACCCCUCCCCGAGAGCAGCUGGAGAUCCUGCUGGCAGGGAGUCCUCCUCAGAGCCCCCAGGCCUUGGGCAUUCACACUGUGUUAUUCUCUAGCCCAGCAUUCCCUGAAUUUUUCUAUUUCCCUGGAUGCCCUGUAAAGGUCCCCUGAAUUUGUUCUGGCUUUCUGGAAUGAGAGGGUGGGUAUUUUUUAUUCUCAUUUUUUAAUCAGCAACUGAUUUUGCUGUGGGGUAAGAUUGGGUGGGCCACUGAAUGUCUUGAUUUUAUUAUUAUUGUUUGUAUUUUUAUAUGAAUAGAGUUUAUUUAGGGAUUUUCAAAACUUCUGGAAAGUAAUUUUAUCUUAAAUUAAUCUAAAUAAAUUAAGGAAUGAAA
Messenger RNA from Oxyura jamaicensis (ruddy duck), 1799 nucleotides. RefSeq lists its product as uncharacterized. Lineage: Eukaryota; Metazoa; Chordata; Aves; Anseriformes; Anatidae. Bases 300 to 926 code for a protein of 208 amino acids. The record is from RefSeq and is a predicted model, not a curated record. The transcript has 5 exons.